Molecule: messenger RNA, 510 nt
Organism: Manduca sexta (tobacco hornworm)
Lineage: Eukaryota; Metazoa; Arthropoda; Insecta; Lepidoptera; Sphingidae
Exons: 1
Coding region: 175-510 (111 amino acids)
Source: RefSeq, a predicted model, not a curated record
AUGUCAUUAAUAGGAGGUUAGAUCAUAGAUGUUUUCAUUAUUUCUUGGAUAUUUGCAGAUAUUUGUGUUUACUACUAAGAUAAUUACAAUGUUUUUUAGUUUUUGGAUUAAAAAAAUAGAAGAGUGAAAACUAACGAUCUGUAAUUGCCGCAUAAUCUAAAAAUAUAAACAACUAUGGGUAACGCUGGUAGUAAUCAGCCUAAAGAAUGGCAAAAAGAUACUGUAGCGAAAACUCAGGAUCAUGGUCCGUCUUCGCCAGCCAAAGAAGGUGAGGCUUUUACUUUUGACAAGAAGAUUGAUGAUGAUCGUAAUGCUCGAGACGAUGACAACAACAUAGAAGAUGGUGCUCCAUAUUACACAAAAGCAGUUCCUGAACGUGAUGUCGAAUACAUCGGCCAUAGAGAAAGGUCGAACACAUUAACCGAAGGAAGCAAAAUAGUCGACGAUGUUAAAGUGUUACCAACUGUUUUUAAAUGGGAAGGUGGUGGCAAACAGGUAUGGGAAUAUUGA